AAUAAAACAUGAGAGUGGGGACCAGGCACGGAAAAGAACCGAACCGCAGCAUGUAUACUCUGCAGUCGCUGGCCGGCAGUACAGAGUACAUACUAAUGUCCCGACUUGUAGCACAUUAGUACCUACAAGACAUUGAACCGUCCUGUCUCUGUCUGUGUCUCGCUGUGUCUCGCUGUGUCUCUCUCUGUCUCUGCCUCUUGUCUCUGCUGCUGCUGCUGCUGCUGCUGCUAGUCCGGCGGGCACCGCAGAGCAGAGCGGCGCAGAAAAGGAGGGGGUGGAACCGUCUAGUUGGGUGUUGGUGCUAGCGGCAGAGCGCUGCUACUUCGUUCUCGUCCUAGCCGGCGGCGCUAAGGCUGCUACUGCGUCUUCCAGCUGCCGCGACCUGCUAGACUCUGGUACUUUGCUGCUACUGCGGCACUACCAGUGGCUUGUUGUCUUGCUUGGCACUCAUGGCGCGCUCCUUGGCUUGUUGUUCUGUUCUGCAGGUGUGUUUUUUCUGCUUCUUGCUUGCGGCCAUGGCUUCAAGCCCGACUGUGGUUCGCCGCGUUCGGGCGUCCAAUCUCGAUGCCCCAUCGAAGCACCCAGCUCGAACCAAGGGAGGGAGGGGAGUGAGGGGAAGAAGAAGGUGAAGAAGAUGGUGAUGAUGAUGAUGAUGAUGCAGGACGCGACCUGUUUCUUUUUUCUUUUCUUUUUUUUUUUUUUUUUUU
Molecule: messenger RNA, 707 nt
Organism: Trichoderma asperellum CBS 433.97
Lineage: Eukaryota; Fungi; Ascomycota; Sordariomycetes; Hypocreales; Hypocreaceae
Source: RefSeq, a predicted model, not a curated record